AAAAAAAUUUCUUUUUGUCAAAUGUAUAAAUAAUUGAAAAGAAUAGGCAAGUCAAGUGCUCUCUCUCCCACACCCAUCGAUUCCUCUCGGACACUGCCCCAAUCUCUCUCUCUCUUUCGACAAAGAAAAAGUCAGCGCCGUCCUUUACGCCAUAGUUUGUCUCCUCCUCUCUCUCCUCCUCUCACCAACAUAAUCAAAGAAGCUUUCCUCACGAAUUCAAGAUCGCCAUGUCCUCCGAGGAUUGGGAUCUCUUCGCCGUCGUCAGAAGCUGCAGCUCUUCUGUUUCCACCACCAAUUCUUGUGCUGGUCAUGAAGACGACAUAGGAAACUGUAAACAACAACAAGAUCCUCCUCCUCCUCCUCUGUUUCAAGCUUCUUCUUCUUGCAACGAGUUACAAGAUUCUUGCAAACCAUUUUUACCCGUUACUACUACUACUACUACUACUUGGUCUCCUCCUCCUCUACUUCCUCCUCCUAAAGCCUCAUCACCAUCUCCCAAUAUCUUACUAAAACAAGAACAAGUACUUCUCGAAUCACAAGAUCAAAAACCUCCUCUUAGUGUUAGGGUUUUCCCACCAUCCACUUCUUCUUCUGUCUUUGUUUUUAGAGGUCAACGCGACCAGCUUCUUCAACAACAAUCCCAACCUCCCCUUCGAUCUAGAAAAAGAAAGAAUCAGCAAAAAAGAACCAUAUGUCAUGUAACGCAAGAGAAUCUUUCUUCUGAUUUGUGGGCUUGGCGUAAAUACGGUCAAAAACCCAUCAAAGGCUCUCCUUAUCCAAGGAAUUAUUACAGAUGUAGUAGCUCAAAAGGAUGUUUAGCACGAAAACAAGUUGAAAGAAGUAAUUUAGAUCCUAAUAUCUUCAUCGUUACUUACACCGGAGAACACACUCAUCCACGUCCUACUCACCGGAACUCUCUCGCCGGAAGUACUCGUAACAAAUCUCAGCCCGUUAACCCGGUUCCUAAACCGGACACAUCUCCUUUAUCGGAUACAGUAAAAGAAGAGAUUCAUCUUUCUCCGACGACACCGUUGAAAGGAAACGAUGACGUUCAAGAAACGAAUGGAGAUGAAGAUAUGGUUGGUCAAGAAGUCAACAUGGAAGAGGAAGAGGAGGAAGAAGAAGUGGAAGAAGAUGAUGAAGAAGAAGAAGAUGAUGAUGACGUGGAUGAUCUUUUGAUACCAAAUUUAGCGGUGAGAGAUCGAGAUGAUUUGUUCUUCGCUGGAAGUUUUCCAUCUUGGUCCGCCGGAUCCGCCGGUGACGGUGGUGGAUGAUGAAAACGAAUAAAAUCUCAAUUUACAAUUUACAAAAAGAAAAAAGUCAGUUUUUAAUUAUUAUUUUUGUUUGUUAAAACUUGACAUUUAUUGUGUUAUAAAAAAAUAUAUAGAAGAGAAGAGACAGAGAAAGAAAGACUAAUCAUAAUUGUUCUUUGUUUAGAUUCAUAGCUAAAAUUAGUAAAUUAGUCUUGAUUUAAUCAUUUGGUCGAUUUGAAUUGACAUUGCAUAUACCAAAGCUGUUUCUUGGCUCCAAAUGUAUAAAUCAUCUUUUCAUUUUUCCUAUUUCAUUUAUGAAUUUAUCUGUA
This is a messenger RNA of Arabidopsis thaliana (thale cress), 1582 nucleotides long. RefSeq names its product WRKY DNA-binding protein 27 (gene WRKY27). Gene Ontology annotation, biological process: regulation of DNA-templated transcription. The coding region runs from base 228 to 1274 and encodes 348 amino acids. The transcript is spliced from 3 exons. The record is from RefSeq and is marked reviewed. Gene Ontology annotation, cellular component: nucleus. Gene Ontology annotation, molecular function: DNA-binding transcription factor activity; sequence-specific DNA binding. Lineage: Eukaryota; Viridiplantae; Streptophyta; Magnoliopsida; Brassicales; Brassicaceae.